This is a messenger RNA of Juglans regia (Persian walnut), 2625 nucleotides long. RefSeq lists its product as uncharacterized. The record is from RefSeq and is a predicted model, not a curated record. The transcript is spliced from 3 exons. Lineage: Eukaryota; Viridiplantae; Streptophyta; Magnoliopsida; Fagales; Juglandaceae. The coding region runs from base 306 to 1997 and encodes 563 amino acids.
ACAAAUUGCAAUGAAAUUCCUCCACCCGCCCACAACCACAAAAAUUCCACUUUUCCAAACAUCCAAAAGCAAGUUGCAAAGCAUAGCAAAGAGCUCAACGGGAGAAGGAAAGACGUCUACAACUACCAGAGCUACAAAAUAUCAUUGCAUUAUUAUUAUUAUAAUUCAGGGCAGCAUCGGGGGGCCCAACACCAUGACUUGAUGCUUAAGGUGGGGGCGGUAAAGGGGAGGCCUCGGAGAUCAAGGCCUCGAGAGCUAUUCUUUUUAAGGUUCUAUUGCAUGUGAGAGAGCCUUAACCUUUCGCGAUGAUGUUUGGGUGCAAGUGCUUAUAUUGGAACGCAGUCACCGAUUUCUCGCCGCCUUCUUCGCCCGAGCCCUUCUCGCUGCCUGCUCCGCUUCCCAAAUGGCCUAAAGGUGAAAGUUUUGCCUCUGGAAAAAUAAUUUUGGGAGCAUUAGAAGUUAUUAAGAUCUCCAGGUUUGAGUUCAUUUGGGGCUACAACCUGGCACAAGACAAGAAAGGUGUUGCAUUUUAUAAACCGGUGGAUAUACCUGAUGGGUUCUAUUGCCUUGGCCACUACUGCCAACCUAACAGCCAGCCAUUACGAGGAUUUGUUCUUGUGGCUCGGGAAGUAGGUACUUCUUGCGACCCUGAUAAGUCACCAGCUCUUCAAGAGCCCCUUGAUUAUGCCUUAGUAUGGACACCUGAUGAUGGGAGCAAGGAAAAGGACGGUGCAUGUGGUUAUGUUUGGCUUCCUCAGCCACCUAAGGGUUACAAGCCCAUGGGCUAUUUGGUUACCAGUAAGCCAGACAAGCCUGAGCUGGAUGCAGUAAGAUGUGUUCGAGCUGAUCUAACCGACAAAUGUGAAAUUUACCGCCCAAUACUUAAUUCCAGUUCUAAAUCUCCAAAUUUCCCAUUUGAAGUUUGGGACAUGAGACCCUGCCACCGGGGAAUGUUGGGGAGAGGAGUUCCUGUAGGUACAUUUUUCUGCAGUGGCCACUGGGAUGCUGGAGAAGAGCUUCAUAUUGCAUGCUUGAAGAAUCUAAAUCCUAUUUUAGCUGCAAUGCCAACCCAUGAGCAGAUUCAUGCAUUAAUUCACCACUAUGGACCUACUGUAUUUUUUCAUCCAGAAGAGGUCUUCUUGCCAUCUUCUCUUUCAUGGUUUUUCAAAAAGGGAGCACUGUUGUUCAGAGCUGGAAUUUUGGAUGGUGAAGCUAUUGAUGAUAGUGGCUCAAAUUUGCCGGGUGGGGGAGUGAAUGAUGGGGAGUUUUGGAUUGACUUGCCAUGUGAUGAUCGGAGAGAGAGUGUCAAACAUGGAAACUUGGAAAGUGCAAAACUUUAUGUUCACGUGAAGCCCGCUUUUGGUGCUACUUUUACUGACAUUGCAAUGUGGGUUUUCUGCCCCUUCAAUGGGCCUGCUACACUAAAAGUUGGGUUAGUGAAUAUUGCUCUUAGCAAGAUUGGAGAGCAUGUUGGUGACUGGGAGCAUUUUACACUCCGUAUAUGUAACUUCACCGGAGAGCUUUGGAGUAUAUACUUCUCACAGCACAGUGGUGGUAAGUGGGUGGAUGCUUAUGAUUUGGAGUACAUGGAGGGAAAUAGGGCUGUUGUUUACUCAUCAAAAAGUGGUCAUGCAAGCUUCCCUCAUCCUGGAGUCUAUCUCCAGGGGUCCUCCAAGCUGGGGAUCGGAGUGAGGAAUGAUUGUGCCCAAAGUAACUUGUAUGUCAAUUCAAGCGUCCAUUAUGAACUUGUCGCAGCAGAGUAUCUUGGAGAUGGGCUUGUUACGGAACCUUUUUGGUUGCAGUUUAUGAAAAAGUGGGGUCCAACUAUCGUCUACGAUUCAAGAACUGAACUGGAUAAGAUAAUCAAUAUUUUGCCUGCGAUGCUUCGAUAUUCAGUGGAGAACAUAUUUGAUAAGUUUCCGGUGGAGCUGUAUGGGGAGGAAGGUCCUACUGGGCCGAAGGAGAAGAACAACUGGGUGGGAGAUGAAAGAUGGUAGAAUUGUCGGAGAACCACCUUAAUUGACUGUUGGUUCUUCAUCGCCUGCACUUUUUGUUCAUGUAUGUACACGGGUAGCCAGUUUUGCUGAAGGUAUACUUUUCAUUCUUGUAUAUGUAUUUUUAGAUAGGAUUGCUUAGUGCUCCCAUUUGAGCAGCGGAUCCUUUGCAAGGAGAGAGGGGGAGGGGUAAAUGAAGUAGAAGUUAGGAAUUUUUCUUUUAGUGGACCUACAUAGUUCAUGUGGUUAUAAAUGAGCAAGUCCCAUAAAGUAUGAUCAAUGCAGUGAUAUGACCGGGCCAUUGACACGUCCCUUGAAGCAUGUAAUUUUGGGUAGGACAAGAUGCGAUAAAAUGGCUAGGGUUCUAUACGUGGAAGACAAGCAACUAUUACACUCUACGACAUCCAUGACUGCAGGUGCACUUCCUUUACUAUAUUCUUCAAGCUUUGACAUGGUUCAGGCUUUGACAUAGGGUCUUGAUGAAAUAGAUUUCUGAAAUCCAACAGUAGAUUAUUUCAUGAAGUUGAUCUCCAAGAUGUAGUUUUUUGGUUGGUUCAGUGCUGUAGAGAUGAGUGGUGGAUGUUACACGUACAAUUGAAUCAGAAGAUUAAUUUCAAGUGGUUGUAAUAUG